This is a messenger RNA of Trichoplusia ni (cabbage looper), 2291 nucleotides long. RefSeq names its product E3 ubiquitin-protein ligase TM129-like. Gene Ontology annotation, molecular function: ubiquitin protein ligase activity. Gene Ontology annotation, biological process: protein ubiquitination. Gene Ontology annotation, cellular component: membrane; endoplasmic reticulum. NCBI's taxonomy places the organism in Eukaryota, Metazoa, Arthropoda, Insecta, Lepidoptera, Noctuidae. The coding region runs from base 169 to 1251 and encodes 360 amino acids. The record is from RefSeq and is a predicted model, not a curated record. The transcript is spliced from 5 exons.
UCAAGUAUAGACGCAAAAAAUCAAUACGAACAAGCGAAACGUCAAACGACAAAAAUAUUAUUUUAUAAUCUGUAUAUUUGACGUCGUCGCAAUUUUGGAUUAUUUGUUUUGAAACCAAAAAUAUAAAAUAAAUUCUUUAUGUAAUGUUUUAAACAUUUUAAAUCCAAGAUGGAUGUGUUAUUAACAUUAUUGUAUCUUUUACUGUCGAUGUGUGUCGUAUAUCCGCCCAAUGAGUUUAUAUCGGCCGGCUUUACAAUAGCUCAGCUGUUCGAGAGUUUCCUCGGCUCUGAAAAUAUGAAUUUUAUUGGAUAUCACAUGAAGAGGACGACUAUUACAGCAUUGAUUCAUUCUGCUUUGCCCUUGGGCUAUAUCGUGUUUAUGUUGUGCGCUGGUGAGCGCAAUGCUUGGCUGCCAGCAGCUGCUGCGGCUACUGCUAUCAUUCCCUUGUUGAUGUGCUACCGGCUGUUAUGCUGGUGGGAAAAUGAUCAAGCUAAGCACCCAGUUGUGAAGUGUCUUUUGCCCUAUGUGACUCCAGGCAUAGACUGGAGAGUAGUUGCUGCAAAUCUCAAUGUGGAAUUCCGAAAUGUGGACAAAGUGACAAUUCAACUAAAUUCAAACAGCAUGUUCAUAGCAACGGAGACAUGGCUCAUCAAGGUGUCUCAAUACUCACUGAAUGUGUUAAAGCAGGCGGACUGCACACUUGUUGCAACUGCUACCGACAGGCCCAACCUAACACCUUCCGGCGAAGAAGAGAUCCAGUACGUGAACAUCGAGGCUAUUCCUACUCGGGAUGAUAUAGAGAGGUUCACUUUCCGCGUCACGACGGCCUCGCUACGGGAGCUGCAGCCGCGGCUCUCGCAGCCCGUGCGAGUCCCGGACCACAUCUCCUUGUUGCCGACCCUUAUCGAGAGAUUUGUUGGAGUGUUCAAGCAUUACGUCGAUCAGAAUCCUGUCUACUAUGUUGACCAGGAAUUGGAACUGUGCAUUGGAUGCAUGCAUUACACUGCUGAUGUCAAGCUGAAUCGACGCUGCCACCCACCUCCCGCGUACCUGGAGGGUGGCCCGCCGCCGUGCCAGCAGUGCAAUUGCCGCGUGCUGUGGUGCUGCGCGUGCAUGGGGCGCUGGUGGGCGUCGCGCGCGGCGGGCCCGGCGGCGGGCUGGCUGGCGGGGCGCGCCACGUGCCCCGUGUGCCGCGCCAGCUUCUGCCUGCUGGACGUGUGCCCGGCCCGCCGCGCGCCGCCCGCCUCCUGAGCCGCGACCGCGCCGCGCCCGCCGCUCCGCCCGCGCCUGCUGCUCACCUUCUCGCUCACCUACCGCCGGCUACUGCACAGUGCCAAUGGACACAUCAACAUUCGGUUCCGUUAAGCGACCGUGUCUACUCAUCUCAUUCGCGACUUCUCAAAUCUCCCACUUUUAUCAUAUUACUGACUGCACUAAGUGCUGACUUACAUUUGCAAAUUAUAGCGCGGCUUAACUUAAUGCUUUGCCUCCUGAUGAACUUUAUGAUACUGACAUAUUAGAUGAAAUCAAUUAAAACGUUUAACAAUUAUACAUCUCAACUUAGAACUUAGCAUAAUACUUAGAAGCACUUUCAUAUUUACCAUUAGCAGUAGUAGGUAUUGACUACAACUAUCAUAAAUCGUAAUACAUUUUAUGUCUCCUCACUAUGUAGAGGUCUCUAUUAAUAAUGUAAUUGAUGUAAUCAAUUGAUUGUAAAAUGUAUUUUUAGAUCACCUAAUUGUACCAUUGAUGUCUAUAAUCUUAUAUAAAGUGCAAUUAAUUUUAAAGUAUGUGGACUUUCUAGUUGAAGCAAACUUAAAAGUAGUAGCAUCAUUUGUUAUUAGGGACAAUAAAAGGACUCUAUUGUAACUGAUGUAGUCCAAUGACAUUUAUAUUUUUUCCGAGUUUGCUUCACUUUAUUUUUAACGGACUGUGUAAUUAUUAUAUAAAUGUGUAUUUCAUAAUUAUGAAUGUGUAGAAUUAAGUAGCGCAAACUUAUUGUGAUUUUAAUAGUGCAUUAGUGUUAUGCAAAAUCGACUAAUCUUAUCGAAUUUGCACGUCACUAUAUUAUAGACUAGUUUAAAUAAAUUGUAAAAUAAUACAGGUAUAUAAUAUCGUAAUAAUAUUUAUGUAUUUUGGUAAUCAGGGAACGAUGUUUCUUAUCCUAGAUGUUGGUACUCUUUAGAGAGGUAAUGUAUGCAGAUAAUUUAAUGAGAUUAAUCGACAUUGUAACUGUCUAUAUAAAUGAUCUGUUGUUGCAAAUUUAUCAAAUACACGUUUUAAUGUAUGGA